GUUUUAGUAGUGGUGCUGUUCUGAUAGUAACCGGCUGUGUCGUGACAACUAUGUCGACGGUAUUAUUAGCUGCCGUAGCUGUCAUCAUUUGUAUUCUAUUCCGAAUUUUAAAUGUAAACAGUGAACCUCACAAGCCUUCGGUAUGGUGCGGCGAUAAUAAAUUCCUCGACAAUAUCCAGAAAAUAGCACCUGUCCUUAACGAACAGUACAUUCCAACUCGACUUUGGGGUUUCAGCGGUCAUGUGCAGACAAUCCUUCAUAGUAUUAUAGGUAGAGUAAAAUGUCCUUGGCCUACAGGAGAAAGGGUAUUCCUCACACUGCAAGAUGGCACAACAUUGACCUACGAUAUGUAUCAACCAAUAGAUACUCACUUUCCAGAUGAUGUGAGCAUAGCAAUUUGUCCCGGAAUUUGUAAUACAUCUGAAAGUAUCUACGUACGCACAUUCGUACAUUGGGCACAGUAUCACGGCUACAGAUGCGUCGUGUUGAACCACGUCGGAGUACUGAAGAACGUUCCUGUUACUGGACCCAGAAUCUUUAAUUAUGGUGAUUCUGAAGAUUACCAAUCAAUGAUUAGAAACAUCGUAGUGCGGUAUCCAGAAACGAAAGUAGUCUGCGUAGGAUUCAGUUUAGGAGGUAAUCUGAUAACAAAAUAUUUGGGAGAGAACAAACCAAAACCGCCAAACGUCAUCGGAGGAAUAUCAAUUUGCCAAGGAUAUUGCGCCCUAGAAGGUACCAAACACAUGUUGAGCUGGCAAAACUUCAGAAGAUUCUACCUGUACGUUAUGACUGAAAACUUGAAGAACACCAUCUUAAGACAUCGCAAAAUGUUGCUUUCCGAGGAAUUGAAGAAACGCUUUAACUUGAACGAACACGAAAUCGUAUCUGCAGCUACAUUGCCAGAAUUAGACGAAGCGUAUGCCAGAAGAGUACAUCAAUUUAAAUCUAUAUCCGAAUACUACAACUGGAGCUCGAGUAAAAACUAUUUUGAGCAAAUCAAGGUUCCUAUGAUCUUUAUUAAUGCUAUGGAUGAUCCUAUUGUACCGCCUCCAUUAUUAGAUCCAGUUAAGAAAUUAGCAAUGGAAAAAGAGAAGACUGCAUACAUCGAGGUCUCCCACGGAGGUCACUUGGGCUUCUACGAAGGCGGCCUCAUCUAUCCGAAUCCAGUAACAUGGCUCGACAGAUCUCUGGUAGCUCUAGUCGGUUGUCUAACUCUCACAGCAGACGAACUGGCUAUGAAAUCGCGUGCAAUGUUAGAAAUAUGAUAAAUAUAACAAAUAUGUAACGAUAUUUGUGGCUUGCAUGCAACUAUUUGUCCUCAAGAUGAUGUUUGACAUCAGAGCUUUAACCAUUUUGACAGUUUAUACACUUAAUAUUAUUGUUUUAGUACGUGGGUCUAAAUCUGGACUUUUUACUGUUGACAUUGAGCACAAAAGUCCUUUUAAAAAACAGAUUGUACCAAAUGUAUAAUUUUUUUUAUUGUGCAUUGGUAGUAUGUUUGGAAAAGUGAUCAUCAACAUAAAUAUUUCUUGCGGUUAAUUCAAAACUAACAGUGAAAUCUGGUGAUAAAGAUAUCAAGACUCAAGACUACUCUUCUUAGUUAGUUUUGUCGUGUUGAUUUGUUAUUUUUGUAUGUUAUUAGUUGUUCCAGAUCUGUUAAUUUGUUAAUUGAGAAUAGUGUUCCUUAUUUUAAUUUCCUUUACAGAAAUGGGCAAGAGUAUAAUCAAGAAACAUAUUUUCAUUGAUUAAUAUAAAAGAAUAACUCAUGAGUGUAUCAUUAAAAUGAUUCUGCUUGCUUCGGUAAUAGCUUAUCUUCGUAUGUUAUAAAAAAUUACAGCGUAUAGAAUUAUUAUCAAAAACAAUGUUUCUUGAAUUGUAUAAGAAUACUUGUGGCUAAUAAACCGUAUCUAUG
Messenger RNA from Diabrotica balteata, 1912 nucleotides. The record is from the annotation of a GenBank genome assembly. Lineage: Eukaryota; Metazoa; Arthropoda; Insecta; Coleoptera; Chrysomelidae.